UGCCUCAUGGUACCACGCAGCCAUGGUAACCGUGAGACGCUAAGCUAACGGCAACAUGGCGCGGUUCCUGCUACUUUAGCGGCUAAUGGAAACAAUACGUGUAGCUAAUAAUAAUGUUUAAGAACAUAUUUUCCUGAUAGAUACCUCUCACACGAGUCAUGUCUUAAGUUCGUUAUUUGUCGCUUGUCUGAAUUUUACUCAAAGUUACUUCUCCGUGGUUUUCAACUUAGCUAACAGCUAACUAGCAUCUGUCUGUUAUGCUAGUUAGCCGGUUAGUUGACAGAAGUACAACUCUGGUGGACUACUGAACGAAAGCUGUUGAACGCUCCCCAUGGCUUUCUAUGAAGUCUAUUCCCACCCGGCUUUGAUUCGGUACAAAACGAGUGUUUGUACGAAAGCCACACUGUUUCUGGUAGUUGUUGUUUGCCUCACAUACAUCCCACCUCUGCUGGUUGCCUACAGGAGCCAAGGUUUCUGGAUAAAGAGAAGCGCCUAUGAGGAACAGCCGGUGGUCAGGUUUCAGUACCAGACUUUACUGGUGGCAGCUACCAGUACUGAUGGGGACUAUGUGGCCUGGAGCACCUUCCCUCACCUCAACAACAUGCUUGGAUCCAGACUUCGCAUCCCGUCUGUCUCUGUGAGAGAAGAGGACAAGAACCAGGAUGGGAAGUUGGACCUCCUGAAUUUUCAGCUGGAGCUGCCGCUAAAACCUGAUGAACAGGUUUACAGCAUCCAGCUACUGCUCACCUUCAGCUACCAGCUCUUUCGGAUGUCUACGGUGGUGAUGCAGAGUCUGGCCUAUGUUCAGUAUUCUUCUUCAGUCCCUGGAUCCAAACUGUUCAUCAAUGGAGACCUGAGGCUUCAGCAGAGGACGCCCCUGCCCCACCGAGGCCUCUACAACAUCUACAAUGUGUCGGUGAUCGAUGGUUCCAGUCCAUUUGCAGCUUCAUACGACCUCGAAAACAUCAUUCAAAUGUACCAGGACAGAAACCUGUCCACGGUCCUGUCCUGUCCCAUGCCGGUCUGGACCGUCGGACGAGCGGCUGCUUCUCCGUUUCAGCUGAAGGCUCAGAUCCGCUACCCCCUGGAGCUCAUUACUUAUCGUCCCGGCUUCUGGGAAACCAUUAAAUUUGCCUGGAUUCAGUACGUCAGUGUUCUUCUCAUCUUCCUCUGGGUCUUUGAACGCAUCCAGAGAUUUGUUUUUCAGAACCAAGUUCUAACUACUGUACCCAUCCCACUGGGGAAACCUCACCUCUCAUGACCACAGGAGGUGAAAAAAACCACAUCAACUGCUGAAUAUUUGGCUCGUCUUUACGCCUUCAUACUUCUGUGACAUGAACAUCAGACAUAAAAGCACAAAGAUUGAUUCAUGUGUUCAUCUGUUCCUGAACAGGUUUGUACAGGAGUCAGGCGGAUUCCUCAAAAACACCUUUUCUCUUUUGAUGCUGAAAAAAACAUGAAAGACGUUUUAUAUUUUUAUCAUUUGUAUGUUUAUGAGAAUUUUGUAACAGUAGAGAAACAUCCUGUCCCCCGUGUUAGUCUGUACAUAGUAUUUGGGGAUAAUAAACAAUAAAUACAUGUC
Messenger RNA from Sphaeramia orbicularis (orbiculate cardinalfish), 1582 nucleotides. RefSeq names its product transmembrane protein 231-like. Gene Ontology annotation, biological process: cilium assembly; regulation of protein localization. The record is from RefSeq and is a predicted model, not a curated record. NCBI's taxonomy places the organism in Eukaryota, Metazoa, Chordata, Actinopteri, Kurtiformes, Apogonidae. Gene Ontology annotation, cellular component: ciliary transition zone; ciliary membrane. The coding region runs from base 332 to 1261 and encodes 309 amino acids. The transcript is spliced from 8 exons.